CUGCUACAACAAAGGUCAUCUAUCGUAUCACUGCACGCUGCCAAAAACGAAAAAACCGCGGUACGUAGCGCAACAUCCAAGGGGAGCUCGAACAAAAAGAGAGCGUUUGAAGAACGCAUCAAUUAGCUGUCGGCCGCGAUGGAUGAUCUGAAGAUGAGCCUGGGAGAUGAGACCGACAGCGGCGCUGAUCAGUCGGCCGAGGAACCGACAGACGAAAAGCAGCAAUCUAACUGGAUGAACAACGUGUUAUUGGGUAAGUCAGAUAACUCAAAACCGGCUUUUGUGGAAUUGAAUGUAAAUGGGAAAAAUCUGUUGAUAGAGUGUGAUACAGGGGCAUGCGCGACUAUUUGCUCUAUCAAUACAUUCAAAGAAAAGUUCAGUAAAUGCACACUACUACCCGCCAAAGGAUUUUUUUUUGUAAUAUCAGGAGAGACCGUAAAUGUUGUGGGCAAAAUCAACGUGCGAGUAAAAUUCCAGAAGAGAGUAUUGACAUUAUCUCUUUUGGUGAUCAAAUCUUCCAAAAAUUUCGUAUAUCUUUUAGGGAGAGAUUGGCUAAAUGCAAUCUGGCCACACUGGAGGGAUGCAUUUGCGCUCAAUUCUCUGCAUGAUACGAAUAGAGAUAGAUGGAUUAACAACACAGUAAAGCAGUUGAAGUCCGACUUUGCAUCUGUGUUCGAUGACGAUCUCACCGAACCUAUCAGAAAUGUAGUAGUAGACAUUAGGAUAGAUGAGUCUGCGAAACCGAUCGUCCAUAAAUCAUACACAGUAGCAUUCAAACAUCGGGAAGCGGUGAGCACUCAUUUAGAUGAAUUGGAAGCUAAGGGUAUUCUCGAGAAGAUAGAGUAUGCGGAAUGGGCUUCUCCUAUAGUAGUCGUAGUAAAACCUAAUAAAAAAGAUAUUAGAGUCUGUAUGGAUGGAUCAAAAACAGUUAACCCCCACAUUAUUACACAUCAUUAUCCUCUCCCGGUUAUCGAUGAGCUGAUAACUAAUAAGAGCGGAGCAAAAACAUUCGCUCUCAUUGAUUUAAGAGGAGCCUAUCAGCAACUGGUUGUAUCAGAAGCCUCCAAGAGGCUUUUGGUAAUAAAUACCCAUAAAGGAUUGUACGCGUAUCGUAGAUUGCCGUUCGGAGUAAAGCCAGCCGCAACAAUUUUUCAAUCGGUCAUGGACAAAAUUCUUCAAGAUAUUCCAAAUGUUCAAGCUUACAUCGAUGGCAUUCUGAUUUGGGCCGAGACGGACGAGGAACUGAUGAAAACAAUUAAGCUUGUGUUACAGAGACUGGUGAAGCAUAAUGUUAAGAUUAAUGCCGAGAAAUGCAAAUGGUUCGUAUCCCAUGUGAAAUAUUUGGGGCACAUUCUGUCGGAGGCGGGAGUAUCGCCAAACCCGGAGAAGGUGAGGGCAAUUACGGCCGUGUCAGAGCCGAAAUCCAAGAUGCAACUAAAAGCAUUUCUUGGCAUGAUAACAUUCUACACCAAAUUUAUACCUAAACUGAGUUUAAUUCUUUCUCCAAUGUAUCAGCUAUUAAAAAAAGAUACUAAAUGGUGAUGGAAUUUAGCAUGCAAACAAGCCUUCGAAAAGAGCAAAAACGCUAUUUGUAGUGCUAAAGUUCUUACACAUUUCGAUCCGUCAAAGCCCAUCACAGUGACAUGCGAUGCAAGUGAUGAGGGAAUAUCUGGAAUCCUUAGUCAUACAAAAAACGAUAGAGAGAUGCCUGUAUUUUUCGUCUCGCGUUGAUUGUCAAUCGCUGAAAAGAAAUACCCUAUCUUACAUAGAGAGGUGCUGGCAAUAGUAUUUGCGAUGGAAAAAUUUUAUAAAUAUGUCCUAGGUCAAAAAGUAUCAAUUAUAACGGAUCACAAACCUUUGUUGGGUAUAUUCAACAACAAGAAGGGCGGGCCUUCUGUUAUUGCUACUAGAUUACAAAGGUAUUUCCUACGACUGUCUAUAUUCGAUUUUAAAAUUUCACACGUAGCCGGAAAGGAAAACCCCAUAGCAGAUUGCUUAUCGAGAUUACCCGUAGACCAAGAUAUGAGUUCAGCUGAUUUAGAAGAAAGUCAACGAAGCUCAUUUAAUCACCUAAAUUAUCUAAUUGACGAUCAAAAGGUAAACAUCAACUCAAAAAUUAUUGCUGCAGCGUCAAUGGACGAUCCAGUUUUGUCUAAAGUUUUAAAAUUCACUCUAAAUGGAUGGCUUAGCCAUGUGAAAG
This is a messenger RNA of Aedes albopictus (Asian tiger mosquito), 2200 nucleotides long. RefSeq lists its product as uncharacterized. Bases 139 to 1542 code for a protein of 467 amino acids. The transcript is spliced from 2 exons. NCBI's taxonomy places the organism in Eukaryota, Metazoa, Arthropoda, Insecta, Diptera, Culicidae. The record is from RefSeq and is a predicted model, not a curated record.